Messenger RNA from Fonsecaea erecta, 849 nucleotides. RefSeq lists its product as hypothetical. The transcript is spliced from 2 exons. The coding region runs from base 1 to 849 and encodes 282 amino acids. The record is from RefSeq and is a predicted model, not a curated record. Gene Ontology annotation, molecular function: S-adenosylmethionine-dependent methyltransferase activity. NCBI's taxonomy places the organism in Eukaryota, Fungi, Ascomycota, Eurotiomycetes, Chaetothyriales, Herpotrichiellaceae.
AUGAGCCAGACUGUCAUGCACUCUACCGGAGAAUCCUGGAAGGAACUCGCCAACAAGAAACAUGGCCUGAAAGCUGGAGACACCGUGAAAACGAUGAUUGCUCGAAUGAACGAGAUCUUACCGUUUGCAACCGCAAGAGGUAUAUUCGACAAUGGAUGCGGCACCGGCACCAUCAUAUCGCAUAUCCUUGAUACUUUCGGCGGCGAGAUACCUGAUUCGGCUAGAAUUAUUGCUGCGGAUUUCAGUGUGCAUAUGCUUAAGGUGUUAGGUGAGACAAAGAAGACCAGAGUCUCGAUGGGGAACAAAGCGUGGGACCGGCUGGAGCUUCUCAACCUCGAUGCCCACGACCUGUCAAAAAUUCCUGAAAGCUCGAUAUCCCAUGUCACCGGUGGACAUCUCUAUUUCUUGCUUUCGGAUGCUCGUAAGGCGCUGUCGGAGACCCAACGAAUUUUAGGGCUGGGCGGUGUGCUAGCACUCUCGAGUGGCAAGGGCAGCCAACACUUGGACGCGCUGCAGGAUGCGGUUGAACACAUCAGACCAGGAACGCAUUUGAGACUCACUCGCGAGCCUUGGGCCUCGGAAGAGGGCGUUAGAAAGGAAUUAGAGGAUACUGGUUUUGUGGAUGUUGAGACUUUUUUGAUCGAGUCGGAGAUCCAGUACAAGGACCACCGUGAUUUCGCGGACACGUUGUUGCUUAUGCCGGUCAUGAAAAAUGCUACUGAGGGCUAUGGCGAAGAUGAGAGGAAGCGCUUGCUCGACCAGGUGGUUGAGAAUCUGCGCGGCAUGAAUCCCGCUGCCCCAGGAACGCUCAAGGGUACGGGGAUCAUUGCACUCGCACGCAAGAUUUAA